UACCAAGCACAACAUGCUUUACCUUCAAUGAAAGCUGAGACGGGGGCACGGUUGACUGCUGGUCCCGAAAUCAGCUCAGAGCUCGGAUACAAAACCAAGAGCGUCGGUGUUUUAGCAGCUCAGUUCUCCUACAUCUACUUCUCUGCACCUUCUGCUGUGCGCUGUGGGACUUUUAUCAGUUACUGACUGUAGCACGUUUAGACCUGCAGCUUAUCAAAAGCAGAGAGACAACUUGGAUAACGCUCUUAUUUUUUCCUGCCCACCUUCCUGUCUUGCUGUGACUGGUGUCAGAGGUGAUGGUAUCAUUUUCUCCCAGAGAACUGUUCCUCAGGUGAUGGUAUGUCUUUUUGGAGAUAGGGACCACUUCUGGAAACGUGCUAGGUUUUCCACAACUGUUAUUUUUUCUGUUGCUACCUUCGCUUUGGCUCAAGCAUGGCUCUCUACUCUCGGUUUGUGGUCGUGCUGCUGUACGGAUGGAGUUAUCUGUGCGUUGGAUACUGCGCGAUGCUGAAGACAGAUAAUAUCCCCGAGAGACGAAAGGUGGAUUUUACGCAUUCGGUGGAUAAAAAGCACCCUGCAAAGGAAGACCAGGAUCUGCUUUUACAGGAUACAAUGACGGAACACAUGCAGAUGCUUUACACGAAGUACAACCGGGCUGGAUUUCCCUUCAAGGACGGCAACACUGUCCGCAGUUUCAAAGCGCACUGGGGUACUAUAAACAAGAAGCAGCUGCAGAUUUUCAACCUCACUUCCCUCACCAAGUCAGAAGAUGUUCUGUCGGCCACUCUUCACUAUUACAUUGGAGACCUUCAGAACAGCACCCAGGGCUGUUCCAGAUCCAAAAGCUGUGGCCGCCAUGGCCCCCGCAGGCACAGCCACAUUCACAUGGUCAUCUGGAGUUUUGCUUCUGUGGAUAACAAGAUGAGGACUCUCGGACAUUUUCGGAUCAAUGUGUCCACCCUGUACAGGGACUUCAUAUCUUGGCAGUGGAAGGACAUAACGCGUGUGGUCAACCAAGCCAAACACCAUGACGAGCUGCUUAUUGGGAUCGACGUGGCUUCACAAGGGCCCCAGCCAUGGAAGAAGCUCCUGUCAGACCGCUCACCCUACAUCCUGGUCUACGCCAAUGACUCUGCCAUUUCAGAACCUGAAAGUGUGGUAGCCACCCUCCAGAGACACCAUUCAGUGGGAGGGGAGGGCUCCAUUUCACACAGCUUCCAUAAACUGGGACUGCGAGAGCAAAACAACACCGAACAGGAACAGCCACAGCCCAGACAUAAGCGCUCAGUGAAUGUUCUGCUCCCGUUGCAAAACAAUGAACUCCCUGGGCCCGAGUAUCCGUACGAGACGGCCGGGUGGGAUGAGACGAGUCCAUACGAACCUUUUGAAAACAAGCAGGCCCGUCGGCCGCGUAAAAAGACACGCAAGAAUCAGCGGCACAAGAUGCCCCUGCUGCAGUUCGAUGAGCAGACGAUUAAAAAGGCGCGAAAGAAGCAGUGGAACGAGCCCAGGAACUGCGCACGGAGGUACCUGAAAGUGGACUUUGCAGACAUUGGAUGGAGUGAAUGGAUUAUAUCACCUAAGUCGUUUGACGCCUACUACUGCUCAGGGUCCUGCCAGUUCCCCAUGCCAAAGGCUCUGAAGCCCUCUAACCAUGCCACCAUCCAGAGCAUAGUGCGGGCAGUGGGUGUUGUUCCAGGCAUCCCUGAGCCGUGCUGCGUCCCAGAGAAGAUGUCUUCCCUCAGCAUCCUCUUCUUCGAUGAGGACAAGAACGUGGUGCUCAAAGUCUACCCCAACAUGACUGUAGAUUCCUGCGCCUGUAGAUAGUUUUUUUUCCCCCUUCAAAGCCUGUUCACAUAAAACUAAUGUCACACAGAAAAGAGAAAAAAAAUCAACACAUGCAGCCAAACAACACUCUCUCCUCCUGUUUCUUUAGUCAUAUACUCAUUCACUUACAAAACACCCAUUGAACACAACUUCCCUUUUGCACUGGAGGAGAGUACUGCCUGUUGUUCCAGGUGAAGAGGAGACUGGUCUGUUCAUGGGAAGGAAUGGAUCGCGUGAGUUAUCCUCGUGGAAGAUAACUGGAAUGGAAAGUCAAAUCUCCAUGCUCCGAUUUCACCUCCGGCGCCACUGUUUUUCUUUAUGUCUUUAUCAUCGCUGCUCAGUUGGGCAACAGCAGGGUGAUUGCAAUCAUAAACUCACUAUCAAGAUACACAAAUACCCAUUGAGGCUUAAAAGAGACAAAAACUGAAGGAAAAAUCACUUUUCAGGAAAAAUGAUCUCAGUCUGAACUGAAACUUCUGAGGGGGGAGGGGGGGUCAUUCUCAUCUUUCUCUCCUUCAUAGCUUGAAGUUGUCUUUGGUCAUUACCACAAAGUCACCUCUGCUCGCACUUGCAUGGUUUUUGUUACUAUGUGUAUGUAUUUAUGUCUGUACUAUCACUGUGUUAUUCACUAUAUGAGAAGUUAUUGUAUAAUUAUUGGCUUGGCUGCUAUAGAGAGAUAUAUUAGAUUCCAAAGCCAGAAUUGUGAUGUAGACGGUAGAUAGCCUUACAUAUUUGUGUUUAGAUCACUGCUCCCUUGUUGUACAGAACCCACAUUUUAAGAGUUUAUUAUAUUCGGAGGAGUAAGCUACUUUUCAUUUGUGGUCUUCCUUCACAGUUGGAGUGGGGAGUUUUUAAGGAGACCCACAAUACCUUUGCUUCACCAAGAAAAUGUUCAAGCUUUAUGAGAUUUCAUUUUGAAAAGAUAAAGGGAUAAAACAUAUCAAAAGGAGAAACUACUACAUUGAACAAGGGCUAUCAGCAUGUGUUAAACCACAGGACUCUAAAAGCCACUUGAUGCUUGUGUGGGAUUUUGAAACCCUUGUUGGGCCUGAUAAGUUCAGAAAGAAAUCAGAUAAGUCAUCGGCAGGCAUCGAGGAUUAAUACUAGUGGUUUCAGUGAGCCUGUUAUCAGGCCGAACUUGUUUGUUUUUGGCAUUGUUAAAGUUCAGAACAUGUUGUCAUUACAUAAUGUUUCAAAUGAUGUACCGUAUUCACAGAGUAGACUGACAUUUAUGAGGAAAAACUUAACUCCAAUAAUGCUUCAAGAAAUUUGUUUUUAUCAACUCAGUCAGUAUCAAGUCAAUAUACAGUGCUGGUCUGGAAUCAGUUUUGCUUUACAUAUCAUGAAAGCUCAUCAUUUUUGGUUUUAAUUGAAAAAUGUCUAAAUUGUCUUAAGGUUGAAGUGGGCUAAAAAUCUUACUUCCACCUGGUUUUUGCUCCAAGAAAAAAAAAAACUUUUAACCAUCGUUUACAGUAAUCUUUUUUUGAGCUGCAGAGAUUUUACAACCCAGUUUUCACACGAUUUUCUCAAAAAAUCCCAUUUUUAAAUACAUAAAAACCAAAUAUGAUGAGCAACACAUAUAAUAUAUUGAAAGAUCAGGGAGAGCUGAUCUGUUUUCCUGGGUCGCAUAAGCCUUUAAUAUUACUGUAAAGAGUAGACUUUGCAUAAAUCAUUAGGGAGUGUGUCAUUUGAUCUACUUUGCGUCAGGUCAACUUUGAACAGCAGGCACACCUGGAAGAGCAGUGAACAUGUCGUAACGUCACCUCGGGUGUUGCAUUAUUGUCAGACUUCAUGAAACCAAAUAUUUAUUCAGAGCUAAUAGACUGAAAUAUAGCAGCAACCUUUUUUCUAUAGACUUGUACAUUGUUUUUGUAUAUAGCUUACUAUAUGUUGAUGACAUUCUAUUGUCUCUUUGAGAUAGAAGUGCCUUUUGAAUGGGUGGAUUUCUGCUUUUCAAAAGUUUGAUUUGAUUCAUCGCCUGGUCAGAGAACUGAGCUCAGUUUGCAAUGAAGCUGAAGUCAAAGCAAGCAGCUGAGAGUAGUUUUUUAUGGUACAAAAUAGUCUACAAUGAGUGAACAUAGUGAAUAUUCUUUUGAUAAGGAUGAUCGUCAGUGGAAUUUAUUUCAAAAUGUAUUUCUAAUAAUUCACUAUUUUGAUAUUUCAGAGACAUUUAUUUUGUUGUCAAUAGCUAUGGGCAGAUUGUUUAACUUUAUAUAUUUUGUACUGACACUUUUUCCAGUUUGUGCUUCCUCAUAUUGUGCCAAUACAGAUUUUAGCAAUGCAUGCUGUAGAACGGAGUGGCCUCUGGUUGUGCAAGUACAACGCUGCAGACAUGACGACUGCUGACGAGUUGUUUUUGAGGCCUUUGCUUUUUCUGCAUUUGAGACUCAACCCAGGUCUAAUCUUCACUAACAUCUUUUGGAGUGCAGGUAUCAAAGACACAUAUAUACAGUACGGUAUAUCAGCAAUUUAUAAGAGGUUAUUCUACUUCACUGUUCAAGCCUAUCUUGUAAAUGUUAAGCUGUAGGUAAAAAUGCUUGUACAAUAAGCUUCAUAAAAUAUAUUUGUAUAUGGAAAUGACCUUUAACAUGCAUCUAUUUAUUUUCUGUAUGUUGCAUAUCUUGUAGAGGUGUGGUCUGGGAAAGGGAGAUUGAAGCCCUGACAUGUUGAUGGUCUUUAUAUCUGUGAUGGACAUUUGUCACUACUGAUGUGAAGGUGUGGUGAACUGUUUCAAGGUCCCCCCCCCCGAGCUCCGACCCUCCUCACAAAGCAUUCAAAGAAAUGAAUAAAAGUAUGCAAGACUCA
Molecule: messenger RNA, 4632 nt
Organism: Lates calcarifer (barramundi perch)
Lineage: Eukaryota; Metazoa; Chordata; Actinopteri; Centropomidae
Gene: bmp3
Product: bone morphogenetic protein 3
Exons: 3
Coding region: 433-1827 (464 amino acids)
Biological process (GO): BMP signaling pathway; osteoblast differentiation; SMAD protein signal transduction
Cellular component (GO): extracellular region
Molecular function (GO): cytokine activity; growth factor activity
Source: RefSeq, a predicted model, not a curated record